Messenger RNA from Drosophila miranda, 2119 nucleotides. RefSeq lists its product as uncharacterized. NCBI's taxonomy places the organism in Eukaryota, Metazoa, Arthropoda, Insecta, Diptera, Drosophilidae. The record is from RefSeq and is a predicted model, not a curated record.
UGCGGAAGAUCGUCGCCAUGGUGCGGCUCAGUCGGGGCUACAAGACGCCACAAGGACGGCGCCUACAGCACCAACGAAAAGCUGCUCAUGAUCGCCAUAGCCAAUAUUGAUCUGCUGCCCACGCUCAAAGAGCUGGACCGGAUCCUGCCACCGCCGCAGCUGAGGCGCCUGGUUGCACGAUAUCUGCAGCGGAUGAACCCAGAUUCGGUAAAGCAGCCCAAGAGGUCCACCGCUGCACUGACCAAAAGGACGAAGGCCACCAAGAAAUACGCCAGAAAUCCGUACAGCCAGCGCUUGUGGCGGCCCGUGUCCAAUCCCACGUGCUACGCCCCCAAGGUAGAGCCCAAGCUUGUGGUAAAUUUUCCCUUUUGGGCGCGGGGUUGUCCGCCCGACUACGGAAAAUCGCGCGAUCCCCUCUGGUUUUCCGUCUACAAGCUCGAUCCGGGAAAGCGUGUAGUGAAGCGCACCCUGGACGAGACCAUCGAGAAGUACUUCCAGCUGAUGGAGCUGUCAAGCCAGGUGGACACCAAUGAAGAGUCGAAACUGGCCUACGAGAAGGCCAAGCAGCAGCCGAUGUUCAAGGAGCCCGUCCUCUGCACGUACCACCAGGCGAUGCUCGAACAGGCACAGCAGCUCAAGGAUGAGCUCACCGUAAAGGCGCGGGACCGUUGCCUGGAUAUGGCGGACCCCAGGCUUCCGAACAGCAGGGUGCGGAGGAGGCGCAUCAUCGACCAGCUGGAGUACGACAUCGAAGCGUCCUUGGAGCGGUACUACCAGGCCAUGCGCACCGAUCAGCUGAAAGUGCUGGCCCUCAAAGACGACAGCUGUGUGGUGUGCCAGGAGGCGCUCGUGAAGAUAGCCUGGCCCAAGCCUGGCCAGAAGGCGGGAAGGGCUCUGGUGGGAGAGCACUGCCCCAUGGCGCACACGGCCACCACUGAGGCAUUCGCGGGAAGGCGGUUGAGCGGCGGUGGACUUAACAGCGAUCCCCCAGAGACGGAGGAGGUGUCCUUCAGGUUGGCCGGCGGUGGCCUGCACAUGGACAAAAUCGACUUCAACCUGGAGCCGGUGCCGAAGACCCCAAUCGAGGUGGACGAUUGCGAGGGCCACUCGGAGGCACCCAAGUCGCACAUCACCUUUCUCUUGGAUGGGAAAAAGAUCAAGCACAUGGCCCUGCCCCGGGCCAAGCCAGGUAGCCCUCUGGCUGCACACCAGGAAGAGCUUCUUCCGGGCACCUGGCGACCACUUGCCGUACAAUUUUCGGUACCAUCGAGUGCUGCAGUCGGGCCAACCAAAGCCCUACGACCUGGCGAAAAUCAUCACAAAGUCGAUUGUAAAGGCACUCGAGAAAUCGCAGAGGAAAUGACUGGCGAAACCGGCCCACUCGUACAACCCUUCAAAAAGCUGCUGCCAGAGCUGAAAGAUGAGGAGCCGAACGGACAGCAGUAUCCAGCCUCGAAAGAUUCUACUUUUCCCUCAUCUGAAACCACAGAAUCCUUGGAGGAAUCGAGCGAUCACAGCACCCGCAGUCACGUGGAUCACAAGGCGGAAAUCGUGGAUGCUGUGGUGCGCUGUGCCAAGGCCAUCUGGACAAAAAAGGCGGCCAUCAAGAGGGCCGAAAUGGAUCGCAAUGAACGGGUGAACUCCAAACACUCCCUCAGACCCGAGGUGCUGCACUGCGACAUGGAGCACUUUAAUCCUGAUGAUGACGAGCUCAUGGAUCGCAUGCUGGCCGACGGCAUGAGAGAGCUGAAGAAGAGCCACCGCUUUGUGCUGGCCACCCUGCCGGACUAUCACAAGAUUCCCGUGCUCCGGCAGUGGAUCAAGCGGCGCUACGGCAAGGUCUACUCGUGGCGCGAGCUGCAGGACAACCUCAACGAAUCGUUGGAGGUCUUCGAGAAGGUCACGAGGCUGCAGAGCCAUCCUCCCAGGCCGGACAAAAUGGGCUUAACCACUAUGCCCGAAUCUAGGCAGAACUAUGCUUACCACAAACAGACCAUGGCAGAGGCGGAUCGAGUAAGGAACGCGUACUUCACGCGGCUGAAUAAUGCGUACUUGGAGCAGAUGACCGCCUGCUGGUAUGCCAUGGGGAAAAACAAAUAAAUCUUUAUUCACCGGCUCG